AAAGCGUAGACGAUCAAAUUAGGGUUUGGAGUCUCAACAUAUAUAAGCAAGAUUUCCACUCUUUCUUAAAACCCUAGCCUAUUCUCUACAACUGCUUCAACUCUCGAUUCCAGCCCUCUUUCUCUCCCGCCUCCCAUCCAAUCAUGGGACACUCCAACGUCUGGAAUUCUCACCCCAAGAGCUAUGGCCCCGGUUCACGCACCUGCCGUGUGUGUGGAAACCCCCAUGGUUUGAUCAGGAAGUAUGGUCUCAUGUGCUGCAGACAGUGCUUCCGCAGCAACGCCAAGGAGAUUGGCUUCAUCAAGUACCGUUAAGAGGGAUUUGGCUUACAAAUUUUAUUGGAGCGGAUAUUAUGGCCUAAAGGAUUAAUCUUAUUAGCAUUUUAUUUUUCUGUUUUAGAUCUAUUUCUUAAGAAGAAAGAUUUUGUUUUCAUGUUUUAGUUUUGUUCUAAUGAUGACCAUGAAUUGGAUUUUGAAUCCUUUGGAUUAAAGUAAAUUUAAAGUAAACUUAUCCGCUCA
This is a messenger RNA of Cannabis sativa, 518 nucleotides long. Its product is annotated as small ribosomal subunit protein uS14z/uS14y/uS14x. The record is from RefSeq and is a predicted model, not a curated record. Gene Ontology annotation, molecular function: zinc ion binding; structural constituent of ribosome. The transcript is spliced from 3 exons. Bases 144 to 314 code for a protein of 56 amino acids. Lineage: Eukaryota; Viridiplantae; Streptophyta; Magnoliopsida; Rosales; Cannabaceae. Gene Ontology annotation, biological process: translation. Gene Ontology annotation, cellular component: ribosome; cytosolic small ribosomal subunit.